Molecule: messenger RNA, 1194 nt
Organism: Thyridium curvatum
Lineage: Eukaryota; Fungi; Ascomycota; Sordariomycetes; Thyridiales; Thyridiaceae
Exons: 2
Coding region: 1-1194 (397 amino acids)
Biological process (GO): lipid metabolic process
Molecular function (GO): phosphoric diester hydrolase activity
Source: RefSeq, a predicted model, not a curated record
AUGUUGUUAAACACUGUUACUGCGGCAUUGGCAUGCCUCAGCUUGCCGGUUGUGGGAGCUCAUGCGACCGGUCUGAAGUCUCGCCGGGACUGCAAGCAGCUCUCACUCCCCGAGUUGGCCAUGCGGGAAAUUCUCAGCCAGGGGUCGCCCGUCUUUGGGCACUACCAGAGUGUGAAAAGCAACACUUCAGAGUGGAUGAAAGCCCAUCCCGAUAGCACUCUCCUGGUGCACAUGAACAUUCCCGGAGCUCACGACGCGCAGACGUGGAACUACUCUCAGGCUACGCGAGAGCAGCUGCUGCACAUCAAUGAGAUUGGCGGCAAGAUUCCCCGUUCGUCUGAUACAUAUCGCUGCCAAGAGCGCUCAGUUGUGGAUAUGCUGAAUGCUGGAGUUCGUGCUUUCGAUCUCCGAUACGCCUUUGAUGUCACCAAUAGCGUGCUUGUUUUCUGGCACGGCCCGGCCCUUGUGUCUCAGACCGCCACUCUAGCGGAUACCAUGUUUGGUUUCUACAAGUGGCUCGAUGACCACCCGAGCGAGGCCCUCCUACUCUCGUUCCAGUACGAGGGCGGUACCACCAAGUACGCCGCAAAUGAUGCCACUGUUCAAAGAGCGCUCUACGACAUCCUCACCUCGCGGGCAGCCAAGAAGUACAUCUUGCAGACCAAGGACUCUUUCGGCACCCUCGGCGAGGCACGCGGUAAGAUCACGCUGAUCCGUCGCUUCACUAUGGACCGCCUGGAUGCGUCCUACGAGGCCUCCCUCCCUGGUGUUCAUUUCUCCCCUAGCGACUGGACGGACAAUGGCCAGGACAUCACGCUGGUUUACAAUCGCGAAAAGAACGGCACGGCGCACAUCGAGGACUAUUACGAGCCUGAGGCGCCCAAGGACUCAACCCCUUCCUACAACAUCGGGCUCAAGUACAACGCGACAACGGCCAAUAUCCUCAGGGCGACGUCGGAUGCUUUCCCCAACGAUCUGUUCUGGUCCUUCGCCUCGAGCAGAAACAUCGAUAUGGACCCACCCCUCACGCCUCGCAUCAUGGCUCUCGGUAACGGCACUGUCACGCCUUCUGGAGGUGUAAAUCAGCAGUUGCUUCCCUUCUUGCAGGGGCUGAAGGGAAAAAGGGUUGGGAUCGUCAUGGUGGACUUUGAGAACGCACCCGGCAAUCUCAUUGAUACAAUCUUGAGCCUGUAG